GCCUACAAUUAUACUGCUCCUUGACGUACUCCUAACAUUGAAAUUGACAAAAUCUUCACCAUGAAAUUCUCAACAACGCUCCUAAUAUUUAACUUAGUAAUUUCCCACGCUAUAAUUCCUAAUACGAAAGAAUCUUCUGAUCACGGUGUACUAUGCAAAAUAAGUGAAUCAGAAGCCACAAGGCGCUUUGUAUCACGACUGAAAAUGAAACACAUACCAAUCGUCUACCAAUUUACAGAUGGAUGUUCGAUAUCUCGUAUUGUAUUUAACAUAUCUGGAGGAUGUAAUGAAGAAGAGAACGAAUUGUGGCCAUCAGCCUCAAUGGACGAGUCAUAUUCGGUGAAGAUUGACAACGGCACGAUAAGUAUUCAUUCAGAAGAGAUUUGGGGAACGUUACAUGCAUUUGAAACAAUACUUCAAUUGGUGUACAGAAGUGAACUCGGUCAGAAUGUGAUAUUUCAACGCAAAGUAGAAGAUUCGCCAAGACUUCCACAUAGAGGAGUGUUGAUUGGCACUUCCAAGCAUUAUCUGAGAACUGAAGCUAUCAAAAAUAUUACAGCUGCAUUGUCAAUAAUGAAGAUGAAUGUAUUGCACUGGCAUAUGACAGAUGAUGAAUCCUUUCCGUAUUCUUCCACCGUUUAUCCUGAAUUAUCUUCGAAGGGAGCAUAUCAUCCACGUGAAUAUGUAUAUGAAAGGGGUGAGAUUGGCUCGUUGAUAGAAUUCGCCCGACUACGUGGAGUUCGCGUGAUAGUGGAAUUUGAUACACCAGGCGAGAAGAUGAAGCGAUCCAGAAAUUUAUGAAGGAGAAGGGAUUCGACGAAGACUACAACAAACUAGAAAGUUAUUAUUUUGAACAACUCAUGGAGAUCAUCCAGAAUAUUACUUCAGACGCACCUAGGACUAUGACACCGGUUGUGUGGCAGAGUGUAUUUGAAGACGGAUAUCGAGGCGGCCCUAACACCAUUGUACAAGUACUAAAUAAUUCAGAUUGGAAAAGUGCCGUCAAGUCCAUCACUUCAGCUGGCUACAGAGUCAUAAACUCAGCCUGUUGGUUUGAGGACUACGGAGAUUUCACUGACUAUGGGGAAAAGUUAUACUAUUGCAAGCCUGCAGAUUUUGUUGGUGAGUCAAGCUUAUGGUGAAUAUUGUUUGAAUAAGAAAUAAUCAUCAUUGGUCGAGUAAAUUGCAAACAAAAGAGUGACCAGGUACUGAAGAAGAAACUAAAUUAGUUAUCGGUGGAGAAUUCGUCAUCUGGGGAACAUACGUGGAUGAUACCAAUCUACUCUUACAAUCGUGG
Messenger RNA from Trichobilharzia regenti, 1297 nucleotides. The record is from the annotation of a GenBank genome assembly. Lineage: Eukaryota; Metazoa; Platyhelminthes; Trematoda; Strigeidida; Schistosomatidae.